AUGGAGUGGAGGGGAAUCCUCUGCUCUUUGUUUUUCGUUAUAUCGAUGGGAGAGUCGUCGAGUAGAUUCGGGACAAUGUGGCUUCCUAACCUCGGUGUUGAUACCGGACAAUCCUUCACUUGGCCAAUCUUAAGUGCUAGUGUAUUCGUGGUUGUUGCCAUCGUCCUCCCCAUGUAUCUUAUCUUUGAGCACUUAGCUGCUUAUAAUCAGCCUGAGGAACAGAAAUUUCUUAUUGGACUUAUUCUGAUGGUCCCUGUUUAUGCCUUGGAAUCGUUUUUGUCUUUGGUGAACUCAGAAGCAGCUUUCAAUUGCGAGGUGAUUCGGGAUUGUUAUGAAGCUUUUGCACUCUACUGUUUUGAGAGAUAUCUGAUAGCUUGCCUAGAUGGAGAAGAACGUACAAUUGAAUUCAUGGAACAGCAGACGGUUAUCACCCAGAGCACUCCUCUUCUAGAAGGCACAUGUUCUUAUGGAGUUGUUGAGCAUCCCUUUCCAAUGAACUGCUUCCUAAGGGAUUGGAAUCUCGGUCCUGAGUUUUAUCAUGCUGUGAAAAUUGGCAUCGUUCAGUAUAUGAUACUGAAAAUGAUCUGUGCUCUAUUAGCAAUGAUCCUCGAAGCCUUUGGAGUUUAUGGAGAAGGGAAGUUCCAAUGGAAUUACGGGUAUCCAUAUCUUGCUGUAGUGCUAAAUUUCAGUCAAACAUGGGCAUUGUAUUGCCUUGUACAGUUCUACGGUGUCAUCAAAGAUAAGCUUGCACCCAUUAAACCAUUGGCCAAGUUUUUAACAUUCAAGUCUAUAGUAUUCCUCACUUGGUGGCAAGGAAUUAUUGUUGCAUUCCUCUUCUCUAUGGGACUUUUCAAAGGCUCUUUGGCCAAGGAACUGAAAACGCGAAUACAAGACUACAUCAUCUGUAUCGAGAUGGGUAUUGCUGCCGUGGUUCAUCUCUAUGUCUUUCCAGCUGCGCCUUAUAAGCGUGGAGAAAGAUGUGUCCGUAAUGUAGCAGUAAUGUCAGAUUAUGCNUCUUUAGAUACACCUCCUGAUCCGGAAGAGGUUAAAGACAGUGAAAGAACAACUAGAACACGGUAUGGUAGACAUGACGAGAAAGAGAAACGCUUGAAUUUCCCACAAAGUGUGCGUGAUGUGGUGAUGGGGAGUGGUGAAAUCAUUGUGGAUGACAUGAGGUUCACAGUUUCGCACGUGGUGGAACCGGUUGAAAGAGGAAUAGCGAAAAUAAACAGAACAUUCCAUCAGAUAUCGGAAAACGUGAAAAGAUUCGAGCAGCAGAAGAAAACAACAAAGGACGAUUCGUAUGUGAUUCCACUGAAUCCAUGGACGAAAGAGUUCUCAGAGGUUCAUGAAAACCUCUACGAAGGAGGUAGUGUUAGCGACAGCGGUUUGGGAAGCACAAAGCGGCAUCACCAGUCUAGAGUCUCGGGUUUGUGGACUAGAAUGCGAAGGUGA
Arabis nemorensis is the source of this 1455-nucleotide messenger RNA. The record is from the annotation of a GenBank genome assembly. Lineage: Eukaryota; Viridiplantae; Streptophyta; Magnoliopsida; Brassicales; Brassicaceae.